CAUGGAGAGUAUAUAAACCAACGGACGGAAGCGAAUGAAAAAAAGGAAAUCCCGAUCUUUGAAAACGUGGGAAAGGGAAGCAACUCAGGAGCGAGGGGAAGAUAGAGGGGAAGCGAAAAAUAGCGACCCCCUCUUCCUUGUGUGAUUCUCAUCACUCCAUUGCUGCAUAGGCUCACGAUCGGGACUGCUCGAACCUCCUACGAGCUUUUGCGGUUGCCGUCGCUUUCUACGACGGUUUUCUUAAGUCAUGGAGCCCUAUGGACGGAGCCCUGCCGGGGAGGGCCGCCGCCCGGAUCCUGACACUGGACUCCAAGAGUCUAUGUGGCGGCUGGGGCUUGGUGGCAGCAGUGCCAGCGCUGGCGGAGAUUUUCUUUACCCGGAGAGACCGGGUGAGCCAGACUGUGCUUACUUUAUGCGGACUGGAGCUUGCGGGUACCGAGAGAGGUGUCGAUACAAUCACCCCCGUGAUCGCGGAGUUGUGGGAGGUGAAGUGUUUUGGCCUGGAGCUAGAGAGUAUCCAGAGCGUGUGGGGCAGCCUGUCUGCCAGUACUACAUGAAAACUGGGACUUGCAAAUUUGGUUCCUCGUGCAAAUACCACCACCCACAAGGAGGAGGACCCGUGCAGUCGGUUUCUUUAAAUUACUAUGGAUAUCCGCUCCGUCCAGGCGAGAAAGAAUGUUCGUACUACAUGAAGACAGGACAGUGCAAAUUUGGUUCAACUUGUAAAUUUCAUCAUCCUCAACCUUCUGGUUCCUCUCUGCCCACCUCUGCACCAAUAUUUUAUCCCACGGUGCAGCCCCCUUCAGCCCCUUCAGCCCCUUCAGCCCAACAAUAUCCUCAAGUGGGAGGUUGGCAAAUUGGGAGGUCAGCUUUGACGGGGGCCUACAUGCAAGGUUCAUACGGACCCAUGGUGCUCUCUCCUGGUGUCGUUCCAGUGCCGGGUUGGAGUCCUUAUUUGCCACCUUUAGCCCAAACUGUUUCUCCUACUGCACAACAGUCUGUUCAAGCAGGACCCUCUUAUGGGCCGGCAAGUCAGUUGUCUCCCUCAGCACCAGCUUACCCUGGUCCUUAUUCACCAGUGUCUUCCACUAUUGGGCCUUCAAGCAGUAGUCAGAAAGAUCAUCCUUUCCCAGAGAGGCCUGGGCAACCCGAGUGUCAGUUUUACAUGAGGACUGGCGAUUGUAAAUUUGGUGCUACCUGUAAAUACCAUCAUCCACCAGAUUGGAAUAUACCAAAAACAAAUUGCAUUCUCAGUCCUAUAGGUCUUCCUCUCCGUCCGGGAGCUCAGCUUUGUGCUUACUAUGCUCAACAUGGUGUGUGCAAGUUUGGACCAACAUGCAAGUUUGAUCAUUCAAUGGGGACAUUGAGUUACAGUCCUUCUGCAUCUUCUUUAGUAGACAUGCCAGUUGCUCCGUAUCCCAUUGGAAUGUCCCUGCCAACUUUAGCUCCAUCAUCCUCUUCGACAGAGCUAAGGCCAGAAUUCCUUCAUGGCAAGGAUCCUUUUCUGACUCAAACAUCAUCUGAUGACUUCCAAGCUGGUUCUGUUGGUCCAUUAUUGGCGAAGGGCCGAUUUUUACCCCAUGCCCUUAUGAAAUCCUCUUCUCAAAUGCCUGCUUCUACAAGUAGCAUCUCGAAAUGACUAGUUCAAGUUGAGAAAAACUGUUUCAAACCAUUUUUUGGACUUGGAAAAGUAUAUAUGAUGAAGUUGCAACAUGUUUAAUGUUCUUGUCGGAAGCGAUGUAUUAAGCUUAGGAUGUGUAUUCUUAUUCAGACAGCCUAAUUCUUACGAGUCUCCGGACCAUCCUGUUCUCCUACCGGAUCAAAUCUUUGAUGGUUUCUUCUGUUCAUAUUGUCUCUACCCACUCAGCCUUACUUGAAUAAGUUAUCUCCAACAUCCAAAUCAAGGUAUACCAAAAGAUUAUGGGUUUCCCACCGUUUUCUUCUUUUUUCCCUCUAAUAACUGCAAUGGGUAGUGCAACUGGUUUGACAUAUGUCACGGCUGUGCUAAUUAAACUCAGCUGUUUUCAUUUAUAUUGCAAUGUUGUUGAAAUGAAUACUUGGCAAAUAUACUCUAUAUGUUGUAUGCAUAUAUAAAGCUCUCUGUUACUUUCUUGUUUUAAUCA
Molecule: messenger RNA, 2123 nt
Organism: Phalaenopsis equestris
Lineage: Eukaryota; Viridiplantae; Streptophyta; Magnoliopsida; Asparagales; Orchidaceae
Product: zinc finger CCCH domain-containing protein 6
Exons: 7
Coding region: 248-1639 (463 amino acids)
Molecular function (GO): mRNA binding; metal ion binding
Source: RefSeq, a predicted model, not a curated record